AUGACGCUCCAACCCAAGUCGCUCGCUAUCGCCGCCCUCGGCGCACUCUCGCUGCUGCAGCCCGCCCUCGCUGCCACCACCGAACAAUGGCGGUCGCGCUCCAUCUACCAGGUCAUCGUCGACCGCUACGCCCGCACUGACGGCUCGACCACCGCCGCAUGCGAUGUCGAGGAACAGAUUCACUGCGGCGGCACAUGGAAGGGCCUGGAGAACAAGUUGGACUACAUCCAGGGCAUGGGAUUCACCGCUAUCUGGAUCUCGCCCAUCACCAAAGGUAUCGAGGGCAAUUGGCCCUCAGCUGGCGAAAACUACCACGGCUUCUGGCAGCAGGACCCGAGCCAGUUGAACGAGUACUUUGGGACCGAAGAUGACCUCAAGAGCUUGUCCAAGGCCGUCCACGACCGCGGCAUGUACCUGAUGAUUGAUUUCGUCGCCAACAACCUGGCAUGGCCCGGCCCUGGCGCCGACGUCGUCUACUCCAACUUCUCGGCGCCCUUCAACACCCAGUCGGCCUUCCACAAGUUCUGCUACAUCACCGACUACAGCAACCCCACCAACUACCAGAACUGCUGGCUCGGAAGGGAUACACUCUCUCUGCCCGACAUCAACACCGAAGACCCGGACAUCAUCGAGUACUUCGAGAACUGGGGCGUCAAGGUGACGACCGACUAUCAAGUCGAUGGCUUCCGUGUCGAUGCCGUCAAGCACGUGCCCAAGGCCUUCUGGAGCGAGUUCGAGUCCAAGGUCAACACCUACACCAUCGGCGAGGAUUUCACCUCGCAGACCGAGUACAUCUGCAACUACAUGAUCAACGCCGUGUCCGCCGUCCUCAACUACCCCAUGUGGUACUCGAUCAUGAACACCUUCAAGAACUCGACCUCCCCCGUCCAGGCCCUCACGUACGCCAUUAACAACCUGGACACAACCUGCCACGACCCCACCAUCAUGGGUAUCUUCACUGAGAACCACGAUGUUGCUCGCCUGGCCAACAUGACGGACGACCUCUCGCACCUGAAGAACGCCCUGGUCUUUGGCCUGCUUGGCGACGGCAUUCCCAUUUUGUACUAUGGCACCGAGCAGCGUUUCCACGGCGGCGAGGAUCCGGGCAACCGUGAGGCGCUGUGGCUGUCGGGCUACAACACGUCGGCGCCGCUGUACCAGCUGGUCAAGCAAAUCAAUUGGGCGCGCAACGCCAUUGUCGGCAACGCCACCUACGACUACUGGAGCCCGUACUGGACCCACAAGACCAAGGCCAUCGUCGCCCACGACGACGUGCUAGUGAUGCGCAAGGGCUACGACAAGAGCUUGGUCACGGUCAUCACCAACAAGGGCAGCAACGCCGACGACAUUGGUCCCUUCGAGAUCGGCGAUACGAACUUCCACGCGGGCGCGCAGAUCGUCGACGUUACCACGUGCAAGACUAAGACCACAGGCGACGCCGGCGUCUUCUCCACCACUUUGACCGGCGGCGAGCCGCAGAUUUGGGUUCCGACGCAGUACUUCAACGGCACCCUCGCUGACAUUUGCCCCGACGUUUCGAUCAAGGCCGACGACAACGACGGAAACCCCUCGACGGGCGGAUCCGGCUCCGAGGAGGACAGUUCGAGCUCGUCGUCGUCGUCGCUUGCGCCCGCCACGGCCAAGUCCAGCAGCCUGGCGCUACUCAGCGCCGUCUUCCUGGUAAUCUUAAUUCUGUAA
Molecule: messenger RNA, 1698 nt
Organism: Lasiodiplodia theobromae
Lineage: Eukaryota; Fungi; Ascomycota; Dothideomycetes; Botryosphaeriales; Botryosphaeriaceae
Product: Glycoside hydrolase family 13
Exons: 6
Coding region: 1-1698 (565 amino acids)
Biological process (GO): carbohydrate catabolic process
Molecular function (GO): alpha-amylase activity; calcium ion binding
Source: RefSeq, a predicted model, not a curated record